Messenger RNA from Cladocopium goreaui, 3273 nucleotides. Lineage: Eukaryota; Dinophyceae; Suessiales; Symbiodiniaceae. The record is from the annotation of a GenBank genome assembly.
AUGGCAACCGCAUUUCUCCAGCUGUCCCUGGUUUCAUUGGUGUUGACAGCAGCGAAUAUCGUGGGCCACCUUUGGGAGCCAGAUCAGUCCUGGAUUUUUGGCCCGCAUCCACUGUACAAGCUCCGGCAUGUUGGGCCUGUUGGGCUGCUGUUUGGCUUUAAGUACGGCGUCACUAAUUGGGGCUUACAAAUUCUUCCUGUAGGUAUGCACUUGUUGCUUCAGUCCACUGAGAUCGUUUGGGCAAUUAUAUUAGCAGAGUACGUCAACGGAGAAGACCUGGGAGUAGUUGAAAUCCUAGCGGCGUUUUUGUCAGGGACAGGAUCGUUUCUUAUUGGCUUACAUGCCGUGGACACUUUGGAGACGCCGCUGAUGCCAAUUCUAGUGAAUCUGUUGCCUCCUCUGAUCUUGGCGCUGUGUCUUUCAACUUUGCGCAUGGGAGCUCAAGAGCUCUUCCGGUCCGACAAUCGGUUGGCAGGCAGCAUUUCGGUGGUGGAGUUCACUGCCAUGAAACUUGCUCUCAGUGCUCUAACGGCGCUGGUGCUUGCGAUGCUUUGCGAAAGGGGCACCAAACUCCAGAGCUCUUGGUGGAAAGCGCUUGCUGAAGAGUCAGAUGCUGGAGUACUUCUAGUACUGCUUGGAGGAGUUUUCAUCUUGAUCUUUCAGGUGAACUUGACUUGGCUUACCAGCCUCACAUCGGUGGCCACAGUGGGCAUCAUUGGAGGUGUCAAAAUAAUACCCCAGUGGAUUCUCAAUGCCAUCUUCCAGCUUCAGGUGGAUUUGGAGCCGCUAAACAUUCUGGGAGCCUUCCUGGUUCUUGCAGCCAAGAGGGUGGUUCAGGAAUCUGAUGAAAGAUUCAAGGGGUUGGAAGGCUUAGCCCAAGAUGUGUACAGCCAGGAUUCGGUCGACUCCCAGCGUUUGGUUUUGGAUGAAUCUCAAGCUCAGAGCUUGUCCCUUCGUCAACGCUGUCAAGAUAUGGAGAUGAGUUUGGCUGCACGGUUUCCAUCAAAUGAUGGCGGAGAUGGUUUUGACGAUGAAGAUGAAGAAUUAGUUCGAGAUCGCAUGCCCCAAAGUUUUACCAGUCACAGGGAUCUAGUUGAGAGGGACAUUGUGGAUGCUCGUUCGCUUCGGUAUGCCACAUUAGGAUACAUUAGGCAUUUUGACAUUGAUCGCACUCGUGGUUCGUUGCUUACUUCGCAAUCGAUCUUUCAAAUAGGGCUUGAUGGUUACAGUGCCAAGCAUUUGCAAGAGUUUUCAGGUCGUGUCCUUCGCACUUUGAAUAGUGUGCCGCAGGGAGAUUGGCCGUCUCAGCGCAUGAUGGGUGAGUGGUUGUUUCAUCGGUUGAGGCAAGUUCGCAAGUUGGAAAGGACCAUUGAUGAGAUCAAGAGAAGCGAUGCUCAGUCGUCACUCCGUGACUUUGAUCACCUUUGGAAUAGGUUGCAGGAACACUUGCUUGAGGAAAGAGAGGACAUCAACGCGCAAUCAAUUGAAAACUUGUUGAAGUCCAGCUUGCCAAAGAAAUUGCAGCCCGACAAGCCCACCCGUGCGCCUGCUGCCAUCGCUCCGUCGUCUGAAUCGAAGACCUCCCCAAAAGGUAAGGCCAAGGGAAAGGGAAAAGCAAUGACAGCAGAGCAAAAGGCCAAAACAGCCUGCAUCUUCUACAGGUGUCAACCUUUUGCCAUUUGUCACCGCCGGGGUGUAGAAAGCUAUGGGCAUGCAGAGCUUCUUGGACCAGUGGAAGCAAAGAAGACAGAGCUUCGAGAGCUUGUUGGGGACCACUACCGAAGUGUGUUGGAGAGUUCUGACCAUAUUCGUGCAAUGUCAGAUUGUGCGGUACAGGUUGCUCACGGUGCUGAAAAACUUGAGUCUCUAAUAGCGACCAUGUGGGAGCUGGCAGGCAAACCACCACAGCCAGAUAACCAGUGGGAGCCAGAGACCGAAUUUAGCUUGUGCGAGCACGUCAUGGAGCUUCUGGAAAUGCCGGAAAAGGUUCGUGGCCUGGUUGCAGAGCUGAAUUUCGUGAAGGCAGCGAAGGCGGCUCUAGUGGACGCGCCAGCCUUGCACUCACAGGUCCAAGAGCGCUUGCGAGUGGAGAGUCUUCCGGGCUUUGACCCACAAGGGUUGAUAGCACAGCAAGCUGCAGCCUUUCGGUCCUUGCCCCGGCAGGUUGCUGGUGGCUGUGUCGAUGCAUUUGCGGCAGCUGAACUGACACCUGCGGCAGCCGCAGAAGCUUUCGUCGCGCACUUGGUGCUGGAUGAAGCGGCGGCCUCCUCUUUGCUCCGUCGGUUCAUUGCUUGUCGCUCGAGCUUGCUGCGAGACAUCCUGGAAGGUUCUGGUGCUGCGUUUGGUGGAGACUCGCAGGAAGGGCUGCUACAGCGUCUCAGCGCAGCUGCCAUGGCUUUUGAGGGAACGAUUGUGGUAGCCAGCAGCUUAUGUACUCCGGGCGCAGGAGGAGCUGCACCACCACUGCUAGCCUCUGCUUUGAACCGCUUGGACACCUCCAACGAAAUUUUGAAGCAGAAGGCAGCCAUGCUUGUGGCAGUCUUCCGUAGUGGGGGCUCCAUGGCCACAGAGCUCGCUCCACUCGGCCUACAGUUUGUCAAAUCCUGGGCGCCAGAAGUGGGACGAGACUCUGGCAAGACUUUCAGUGGGCAUUUUGAGGCGCUCAUUGCGAGCUCUUCCCCCACAACCUGUUCUGAGUUAGGGCAGCUUCAGCGGCUUUUUACGCAGAGACUCACUGCCUUCCGUCGGGCCUUGGCAGAGAGUGUGGGUGACGGCCGCGAUUGGCCAGCCCUUUGGAAAGGAGCCUGUGGGCUCUUCUGCCCCGGCAAAGGGGUGUGCCCAGAUUCGCUGAGCGCUCUUCAAAGAUGUGUUGAGCAGAGCUGCGCGCAACUGGUGAAGGAAAGGCUAAGAGAGCUGAAGCUGGUGCUGGUCAAGCCAGGAGAGCUGCCAGAAGAGGAAGUAGAUGAGUCCAGGAGGGCGGAACAGCUCACUGAAAUGAGAAGCCAGUGCCAAGCACAUAUCUCGAGUUUCGACGAGGAGUUGGGUAGUUUUCUUGAUGAUGUGGCGCAGAUUUCCGAGAUCCAGAUCCCCAGCACUGUGACAUUUGCAAUGAUGGAAGGCCUUGAACUGCAACUGGCGACUGCGCUUCAGGCGCUGCAGUCCAGCAUGCCUCGGGUAGCGCCUUUAUGGCCAGCCACGGAUCUUCAGGCAUGGACAGCAUGGACAGCAUGGACCUUUGAGGAACCUUCGGGGUGCAUUGGAUUCGCUCACUGA